This is a messenger RNA of Glossina fuscipes, 1800 nucleotides long. It is a transcript of the gene CycY, whose product is annotated as cyclin-Y-like protein 1. NCBI's taxonomy places the organism in Eukaryota, Metazoa, Arthropoda, Insecta, Diptera, Glossinidae. The record is from RefSeq and is a predicted model, not a curated record. Gene Ontology annotation, molecular function: cyclin-dependent protein serine/threonine kinase activator activity; protein kinase binding. Gene Ontology annotation, cellular component: plasma membrane. The coding region runs from base 423 to 1541 and encodes 372 amino acids. The transcript is spliced from 3 exons. Gene Ontology annotation, biological process: regulation of cyclin-dependent protein serine/threonine kinase activity; regulation of canonical Wnt signaling pathway.
CAUAAGUACAAAAAAAGGAUACAUUUACAUAAAUAUAGAAAGAAAAUAGAAGUGAAAAGUAUUUGCGUUUUUUUUCCACAAUACAUAAACACAUUGGUUUGGUGACAACAAGCUCCGUAAAGCCGCUAAUAAAAUGAAUCAAAGUCUGCAUAAAUGGUUAUUAAUUAGCGAUAGCGAGAAAGCUGUUUAAAUGGAGCUAGAAUGUUGAGUUUUCCUACAGAGGGACUCGUUAUUCAAUGUAAAAGUUCAGCUCUUCGUUUCCUACUACGUUUUAAUGUAUUUUUAAAAACGCAAGUUCCAAUAAGUUUCAGAACUAGUCAGUCAUUGUAAAUUUUCAUUUUCUCGCUUCCUCGCUAACCCCCGUCGAACGCAGGCAUAACUCGAUCGUUUAUUUGCUUUAAAAAUCAAGAGCAACCGGCGUUAUGGGUAAUAAGAAUUCUUGCUGUGCUUAUGCGAGUCCUCAAUCGGAUCGCAAAUCGAAAGAAAUUCCACCCGUAUACGAAGAACGUCAUCACGUGCAUCAUCAUACCCAUCAUCAUCAAGGUACAACACAUCAACAUGAAUUGGAUGGACAUAUAGCUUCCACAGCGGCCAUACAUCAUAGUGCAGAAAAUUUCGAUAAUCCACAAACAUUGCAACACAUUUCGGAGCGUGAAGCUCUCGAGGGCGAUGAGGAUCCUUCAGUUGAUCCUACAGCGGCUACCAUGUUUCUGGAGCGCUCUAAAGUGGAAAAUGGCGGUAUUACACGUAAACGGUCGCAGCAUCAAAUAUCUCAACAAAAUUCAAGUGGAGGACUUAAAAAAAGUUCUUCUUGUUCGACUAUAUAUUUAGACGAUAGCACAGUGUCGCAACCAAAUUUAAAGAAUACAGUAAAAUGUGUAUCGUUGGCCAUUUAUUAUCACAUUAAAAAUCGUCAAUCAGAUCGCCGUUUAAAAAUAUUCGAUGAGAAAUUGCACCCGCUUAGCCAUGACCCAGUACCCGACGACUACGAUACGCACAAUCCCGAGCACAGACAAAUUUACAAAUUUGUACGCACUCUCUUCAAUGCAGCCCAACUGACGGCCGAAUGUGCCAUCGUAACACUAGUCUAUUUGGAACGUUUGCUUACCUAUGCCGAAUUGGACGUGGCGCCUUGCAAUUGGAAACGAAUGGUUUUAGGGGCCAUUUUAUUGGCUUCCAAAGUAUGGGAUGACCAAGCCGUUUGGAAUGUUGACUACUGCCAGAUUUUAAAAGACAUUACUGUUGAAGAUAUGAACGAGUUGGAACGUCAAUUUCUUGAGUUGUUGCAAUUCAAUAUAAAUGUACCGUUUUCGGUGUUUGCCAAGUAUUAUUUCGAUUUACGUACACUGGCCGAAGCCAAUGACUUAUCCUUCCCUACGGAACCGUUGUCUAAAGAUCGUGCACAAAAAUUGGAAGCCAUGUCACGCGUUAUGCAAGACAAAGUGACUGCGGAGGCUUUAAAAAAUGGCAUCAAAAAAUGGUCUUCGAUGGAUAACAUUAGUCAAGGUGGUCCUAGACGUAGUGUAGCCAUUCUAUCGUGAUUUUUAUUAGUUUAUUAAGUCAAAUGUUUCUAGAUAUACGAUAAAAAGUUUUUUGUUUUAACAAUGAUUAAAAAAAAGAAAAGGAACAAAUUGCCAAACUUCAUUAAACGGGCCACACAUUCACACACAACACACAUACACUUAUUCAUGCAUAUAAAAAAAUAUGUAGCGCUUUUGCUUAGCAAAGAGCUUUUUAUGCAAAAAUUUUACUACUACUAUUAUUUAUUUUGAAAAAAAAAGUAAAACAAAUUAAAAUUAA